AUGCAAACAAUUCUGAGAGAAAUACCGGCAAAGACAGGCAUGCCCCCUGAGGAGACGAUUGGCGUUGACCUUCUCAAAAAGUUCAAUUCGUCGGGCAUUCCAAGCGUUAACGAAGAUUCACAGUUUCUCUCUGCUCAAUCUUUAGUGUACUCAGCUCUUUCAAAAAGCAAUCGAUGUGCUCCUGAUAUUAAUGAGGGUGAAAUGGAUGCUGAAUUGCUGGAGCAUGAAGGCUCUUCCCUUGUUCAACGGAAACUCAUCACGGGAGAAAGGAGUUUCCGGGAAGACUGCAGCAUUAAAGUUGUGGCAUCUCUUGUCGACAAGCCAAACAAUUUAGGAGGACUAUGCCGCACUUGUGAAAUUUUUGGCGUGGAUGAGCUAAUUAUUGCUGACCCUAUAUUUUUGGCUGAUGCUGGUUUCAAAGCUCUGAGCAUGUCAAGCGAAAGAAAGCAGAAAAUAGAAUUUGUAAACUCGGAUCGUCUUUCACAUUACUUGGAAGAAAUGCGCAAGAUGGGCUACACAGUCAUCGCUGCAGAACAAACUACUGAUAGUGUUUUCUUACACAAGUUCAGUUUCCCACGGAAGACUGUUCUGCUUCUUGGCGAUGAAAAGGAAGGUGUUCCAACGAAUCUGUUGCGGUGUGUUGACCAGACGGUGGAAAUUCAGCAGCUCGGCCAAACUCGCAGUCUCAACGUUCAUGUGUCCGCAGCACUUUUUAUAGCGAAAUAUGCAGAGCAGGUGCUUCUGAGU
Molecule: messenger RNA, 747 nt
Organism: Ostertagia ostertagi
Lineage: Eukaryota; Metazoa; Nematoda; Chromadorea; Rhabditida; Trichostrongylidae
Source: the annotation of a GenBank genome assembly